Linderina pennispora is the source of this 4014-nucleotide messenger RNA. Its product is annotated as phospholipid-translocating P-type ATPase. Gene Ontology annotation, cellular component: plasma membrane. Lineage: Eukaryota; Fungi; Kickxellomycota; Kickxellomycetes; Kickxellales; Kickxellaceae. The transcript is spliced from 5 exons. Gene Ontology annotation, molecular function: ATPase-coupled intramembrane lipid carrier activity; ATP hydrolysis activity; ATP binding. The record is from RefSeq and is a predicted model, not a curated record. Gene Ontology annotation, biological process: phospholipid translocation; intracellular protein transport; endocytic recycling. Bases 145 to 4014 code for a protein of 1289 amino acids.
CCACGGUCGCAUUUUUAAUACUUCUCUUUCCCCUUUUGCGCUAUAUUCCUUUUUACUACUUGCUUCUCGUUCCCAUUGCUCGACUAUUAAAAUUCCACACAUAAUCUCGCACGCUUUUCUACCAGGAGAUACACCAACCCAAGCAUGGGACCAAAGCCAAACUACUACGGGUAUGGAGGCGACGACACAACAGAUGAGCAUUUGACGCUCAACACCAAUGUCGAGGAUUCACGGCACUCAUACCUGCAUUCGCCGCUGGUCGAGGACGACUCGAUCUCGGUCCACCAGCCUCAGUCGCGCCGGCCCGCGCAGAAGCUCAGCGUGCGGCGGGCAGUGGAGCGGGAAGAGCGCGCACGGCGCGAGCAGGAGCAGCCCGAGAGUUACUACGGCGUGUACAGCGACUACACAGACAAUGGAGAUACCAAUGACUACGAGUACAAUGGCAUGACAUCAAUGUCCAAGCCAUACGGGCGCAGCGUGCGCGACUCGGACGCGUCGGAGCUGAUGGUGGAGCUGGACGAUGCGCACCGGGACAAGGAGCACGUAUCACGGCCGUCGCGUGGCCCAUCGAUGUACCAGCGCAUGCAGUUUAAUGAGGAGGUGGAGGACGAGAACACGACGGCGCUGGGCAAGGCGUCGAUUAUGCUGCGGCGCCAGCUGAGCAGCCGGAGAUCACGGGCGCAGAGCGCAUCGCUGCGCCGGUCGCUGCUUGUGUCGCAGUACGCGCAGAAUCAGGACCACGCCGAGUCUGCAAUUCCGCUGCAGCCGAUCGGCGAAGAACCCGCGGGUAUGGACAGUGGCGGAUUCGGAGACGGCUCGGGCGGCAAUGGCUUGACAGGCGACGACUUCCGCGUGGUCCACAUUGGCAAUCGCGAGAACAACGCGCAGUACAAGUACAAGCACAAUCGUGUGUCGACUGCAAAGUACAAUGUGCUGACAUUCCUGCCAAAGUUUCUGUUUGAGCAGUUCUCCAAAUACGCCAACGUGUUUUUCCUGUUCACGGCCUGCAUCCAGCAGAUUCCGGGUGUGUCGCCGACAUCACGCUGGACUACGCUGGUUCCUCUGGUUGUCGUGCUGGCAGCUACUGCGGGUAAGGAGCUAGCUGAGGAUCUGAAGCGACACAAGUCGGAUUCGGAAAUGAACAAAAGCAUGGCGCGGGUGCUGUUUGGCAACGUGUUUGAGGACAAGGCUUGGCGUGAUGUCGAGGUCGGUGAUAUUGUGCGUGUCGAGAACAAGGAGGCAAUUCCGGCUGAUCUGGUGGUGCUGAGCAGCUCCGAGCCUGAAGGCAUGUGCUAUAUCGAGACCAGCAACCUGGACGGCGAGACUAAUUUGAAGGUGAAGCAGGCUCUUCCCGAGACCGCGAAGCUUCUGACUCCGGCCCAGGUGGCCGCCCUUCAGGGGCACUUGAAAACCGAGCUCCCGAACGACAGUCCUGGCGGGCCGAUCGGCCGCAAAGACUUUCCGUUGGAUCCGACCCAGGUGCUUCUGCGUGGAGCAAUCCUUCGUAAUACUGACUGGAUCUAUGCCGUGGUUGUGUUCACGGGCCACGAAACAAAGCUGAUGCGCAACGCAACGGCUGCACCGAUCAAGCAGACCAACGUCGAGAAGACCACCAACCGGCAGAUCAUUUUCCUGUUCUUCAUUCUGGUACUGCUGGCGGUAAUGAGCGCGCUGGGCAGCCAGGUGCUGACGUCGCGCAACAGGGACCAGCUGUACUACUUGUACCUGUUGGAUGAUGGCGGCGCGAAGCAGUUUGUCAAGAACAUCCUGACCUUCAUCAUCCUCUACAACAACCUGAUUCCGAUCUCGCUGAUGGUGACCAUGGAAGUCGUCAAGUUCCAGCAGGCGCAGCUGAUCAACUCGGAUAUGGACAUGUACGACGAGACAUCCGAUACACCGGCGCUGGCACGCACGUCGUCGCUGGUUGAGGAGCUGGGCCAGGUCGAGUACAUUUUCAGCGACAAGACUGGCACGCUGACAUGCAAUAUCAUGGAGUUCCGGCAGUGCAGCAUUGGCGGCGUCAUGUAUUCUGACAUUGUCGAGGCCAGCAAACGUGCGCGAAUCAUCGAGGGAAGCAUUGUUGGCCAGUAUGACUUUUCCCAGCUCAAAGAACAUCUCCGCAGCAGCGAGCGCAGCGCCGAGCUCUUUGAGUUCUUCCAGCUGCUCGCCACCUGCCACACGGUGAUUCCCGAGGAGCAGAGCGACGGCUCCAUUGAGUACCAGGCGUCGUCGCCCGACGAGGCUGCAUUGGUCAAGGGCGCUUCGCUGAUUGACUACAACUUCCACACGCGCAAGCCAAGGUCGAUCAUCGUGUCUGUCAUGGGCGAGGACCGCGAGUACGAGGUGCUGAAUAUCAACGAGUUCAAUUCGACUCGUAAGCGCAUGUCGGCAGUGCUGCGGUGCCCCGAUGGCUCGAUCAAGCUGUACUGCAAGGGCGCUGAUACCGUGAUUCUGGAGCGUCUCAAUGUCGACAGCAACGGCAGCGAUCCACUGGUUACCACUACUUUGCGCCACCUCGAGGAGUAUGCGACUGAGGUCCAUGACGAGUAUUCAAAGUGGAGCACGAUGCACGCCAAGGCGUCGACAUCGAUGACAAACCGCCAGCAGGAGUUGGAUCGUGUUGCAGAGCUGAUUGAGCGCGACAUGCAGCUGCUUGGCGCCACUGCCAUCGAGGACAAGCUGCAGGACGGCGUGCCGCAGACUAUCUUCACGCUGGCCCAGGCUGGCAUCAAGAUCUGGGUUCUGACUGGUGACCGGCAGGAGACAGCCAUCAACAUCGGCUACAGUUGCAAGCUGAUCCAGGAGGACUUUUCGCUAAUCAUCUGUAACGAGACCACGCACUGGGAGACCAAGGAGUUCCUGGGCAAGAAGCUCGAGUCGAUCCGCGAGGGCCAAGGAUCCAACAUCGACUUUGACAGCCUGGCGCUUAUCAUCGAUGGACGCAGUCUAGAUUUUGCGCUGGAGAAGGACAUUGAGGGCAUCUUUUUGGAACUGGCCACGCUGUGCAAGGCGGUUAUUUGCUGCCGUGUGUCGCCGCUGCAGAAGGCCCUGGUGGUCAAGCUGGUCAAGCGCAAGAAGAAGGCGAUUCUUUUGGCUAUCGGCGACGGCGCCAACGACGUCAGCAUGAUCCAGGCCGCACACGUCGGCGUCGGUAUCAGUGGGCAGGAAGGUCUGCAGGCAGCCCGGUCGGCUGAUUUCGCCAUUGCGCAGUUCCGCUACCUGCGCAAGCUGCUGCUGGUGCACGGUGCCUGGAGCUACCACCGCCUCAGCAAGAUGAUCCUGUUUUCGUUCUACAAGAACAUCACGCUGUACAUCACGCAGUUCUGGUAUGCCCUGUUCAACGUGUUUUCGGGCCAAACCGUCUACGAGUCGUGGUCGAUCACCUUUUACACGGUCUUCUUCACGGUGAUGCCGCCGUUUGCCAUUGGCGUGUUUGACCAAUUCCUGAAUGCCCGCAGCCUGGACCGCUAUCCCGAGAUGUACCGCAUGGGCCAGCAGCGCGUGUUCUUCAACGCCCGGUCGUUCUGGGGCUGGACCAUCAACGCCUUUUACCACUCGGUCAUUCUAUUCUUCUUGGGCACUGCACUCCUGUUCCCCGACAACGAGCACAGCGGUGUGGUCGGCGGCCACUGGGUGUACGGUGUCAUUAUCUAUACUGCUGUGCUGAUCACGGUGCUGCUGAAGGCAGCGCUGAUCACCAACCUGUGGACCAACUGCGCACGUCGAUCCGAGUUCCAGGGAAUCGUGCCGCACGUGUACGGCAACCCGAUGUUCUGGUUUACGAUCAUCCUUCUGCCAGUCCUGUGCAUGAUGCGUGACUACGGGUGGAAGUACUUGAAGCGCAUGUACUACACCCGCGGCUACCAUGUGGUGCAGGAGAUCCAAAAGUUCAACAUUCCGGACUACCGCCCGCGCAUGGAGCGGUUCAAGAAGGCUGUGCACAAGAACGAGGGCGGACAGGAGAAGAUCAUUCGUGCGUACGAUACCACGAUCCAGAAGCCCUCGGGAUACUGA